AUGAUUGUCCAGAAAACAUGGCCACAGUACGUCGCCAUACGCCUGCUUAUCGUUCUUAUGAAGGACUUGGGCCUUUUAUGUCUCACCUAUUUCUACGCCAUUUUCGCACUUGGGGGCGUGCCGGCGAUUGUACACCCAUUCUCCAUUGUCAUCGAAGUCAUUGGUGCUAUUGAGAUAUUCUUCUACCUUUUCUUCUUUUUACCCUACAAAUGGUAUCUUCAAUCCUUUAAGCCCUACCGGCCUCCACCGAUGAGCCGAUCACAGCGCGCCCAACUUUUCUACAAAGCAUUGAGCUUGGUUCCGGAUGGAGAGACUUUUGUGAGAAAGUGGAUGCUCAACGCCCAUUUGGAAGAUAUACGCCGAGAGAACCUCAAGGACUGGCUUCUUUGGGGGCUGUUCGAGCGCGACGGCACAGCAGAGCGGCCUACGAAAGACAUCGAUGACGAACUGGAAAGAUACAUCGACGAUGCCGAGGAGAAGUUUGGAAUAACUUUGAAGCCUGGAAGAGGGAAUUCUGAAGCACUGAGGUUGACUUUCGACCCGGUGAUCAUCAGACACCGCAGUCUCUUUUACUAUUUAGUCAUUGGCGCUCUCGACAACUUGAUGGCAGUCUACCUUUUGAUGCAAGGAUACCGAUACUACAGACAACCGUUCUCGACCUUCUUCAAGGUCUUCCCCGCCCGCUUCAUCAAUCUCCUCCCUUUCAAGCGGUCCGCAGCGGAAGGCAUGUCGUACUGGUAUCGCCCGCACAAGUCCAAGACACAGCGCCCGAUAGUAUUCAUUCAUGGCCUGGGAAUUGGCUUGGUCCCCUACAUGUUCUGGCUCCGAACCAUUCCCAAAGAUGUUGGAAUCCUGGCCGUCGAGAUGCUUCCAAUAGCCACCCGCGUCACGACAUACCCGUUGCAACCUACGCCUCAGUUAGCGGAGAUGAUUGCCAAAUGUGUUGCACAACAGCGUUCAAAACAGCCAGCUCCUGGAGUUGGCGAAAGGGGUGUUUGGGAUGAUUUCGUACUUAUCGGCAAUAGUUACGGGACCCUGAUUAUGCCGCAACUGCUGCAACGAGCCGACUUCGCGCCACGAGUUGCCGCUUGCGUCUUGAUAGACCCGGUGUCCAUGUUGCUUCAUCUCCCAGAUGUGGCCUAUAACUUCACGCGAAGAGAGCCAACUCCGUCGAUACGCGGACGGACCGGCCAUGGAAACGAAUGGGAGAUAUGGUGGGCGAGCGCCACGGACGCUGGUACGGCAUACACGCUCGCGCGGAGAUUCUGCUGGCGGGAGUCUCUGAUGUGGCGGGAAAUGCUCACUCCCAGUCAGCGCUGUGCGGAGACUGGGUAUUACGCUUCUGGUUCAUCGAACGAAAUCGCAAUCUUCGGGAAUGGCAUUCAACCGGGAAUGCGCAGCACUGUCAUUCUUGGAGGUGAAGAUUGUGUCACCACACCGAAGCCGGUCGCUAGUUAUGUUUACUCUGGCGACGUUGACUGGACGCUUGACGACAUUGAGACAUGGAAGCGAUAUGAGUGGAGCGGCAGAGAGGAGUUGGAGUUGAUGUAUCUGGAUGGGAAAGAUCAUGGCCAAGGGAUCAUGGUUCCUUUCCCUCAUAAGCCUAUUGCAAAGGUUAUUGAGGCGUACUGUCAGCGCGAUGACGGAUUUGUGGCGUUUGGGGAUAAGUAUAUUGGAGGACCCGAGGUUGAAGGGGGCUUUUUCUCAAGCAGCGCAUCUCUGAACAUGUUUCCGACGAGGCAGGGAGACCAAGUGGUGGAGAUGAAGGAAAUUUAG
This is a messenger RNA of Colletotrichum karsti, 1776 nucleotides long. RefSeq lists its product as uncharacterized. The transcript is spliced from 2 exons. NCBI's taxonomy places the organism in Eukaryota, Fungi, Ascomycota, Sordariomycetes, Glomerellales, Glomerellaceae. The coding region runs from base 1 to 1776 and encodes 591 amino acids. The record is from RefSeq and is a predicted model, not a curated record.